This is a messenger RNA of Meleagris gallopavo (turkey), 2565 nucleotides long. The record is from RefSeq and is a predicted model, not a curated record. Lineage: Eukaryota; Metazoa; Chordata; Aves; Galliformes; Phasianidae.
CGCUUUAAUAUAUGCUUCUGGAGAGCGACGUCCCCCCGCGCCGCCUCACCGCCCAGCCAUGUCGGCGGCCAUCUCUGCCGCGGAGAAAGUGGAUGGCUUCACACGGAAAUCGGUGCGCAAGGCUCAGAGGCAGAAGCGCUCGCAGGGCUCCUCGCAGUUCCGCAGCCAGAGCAGCCAGGUGGAGCUCUCGCCGCUGCCCCAGCUCAAAGAUGCCACCUCCAAUGAACAGCAAGAUCUUUUCUGCCAGAAGUUGCAGCAGUGUUGUGUGCUCUUUGACUUCAUGGACUCUGUUUCAGACCUGAAAGGCAAAGAAAUUAAGAGAGCAACACUGAAUGAACUGGUUGAAUAUGUUUCAACGAAUCGUGGAGUGAUUGUUGAAUCAGCUUAUGCUGACAUAGUGAAAAUGAUUAGUUCUAAUAUUUUCAGAACACUUCCACCUAGCGAUAACCCAGAUUUUGAUCCAGAAGAAGAUGAGCCAACUCUUGAGGCCUCGUGGCCCCACAUACAGUUGGUGUAUGAAUUUUUCCUAAGAUUUUUGGAAAGCCCGGAUUUUCAGCCUAGCAUUGCAAAGAGAUUCAUUGACCAGAAAUUUGUACAGCAGUUACUGGAGCUCUUUGACAGUGAAGACCCACGAGAACGUGAUUUUCUAAAGACAGUUCUUCAUCGAAUUUAUGGCAAAUUCCUUGGUUUAAGAGCAUUCAUCAGGAAACAGAUCAAUAACAUUUUCCUCAGGUUUAUAUAUGAAACAGAGCACUUCAAUGGUGUUGCUGAACUUCUUGAGAUAUUAGGAAGUAUUAUCAAUGGUUUUGCACUGCCACUGAAAGCGGAACACAAGCAGUUCCUUAUGAAAGUUCUGAUUCCCAUGCAUACUGCAAAGGGAUUAGCUUUGUUUCACGCACAGCUCGCCUAUUGUGUUGUACAAUUCCUGGAGAAAGAUACAACUUUAACAGAGCCUGUAAUCAGAGGACUGCUCAAAUUUUGGCCCAAAACUUGCAGUCAGAAAGAGGUUGGUUCUGUCUUCUCUCUUCAGUUUCUUGUCUACUGUGAUGCAAACUGCAGCAUGGCAGGACUCCUAACCUUUGCAUUUCAGGUUGCAGAAAGAGCUUUGUACUUUUGGAAUAAUGAAUAUAUUCUUAGUCUGAUUGAGGAGAACAUUGAUAAAAUUCUACCAAUUAUGUUUGGUAGUUUAUACAAGAUCUCCAAAGAACACUGGAACCCAACCAUCGUGGCACUGGUAUAUAACGUGCUGAAAACACUGAUGGAAAUGAAUGGCAAGCUUUUUGACGAGCUUACCAGCUCAUAUAAAGCAGAAAGGCAAAGAGAGAAAAAGAAAGAAUUGGAACGUGAAGAGCUGUGGAGAAAGCUAGAGGAGCUAAAGCUGAAGAAGGCUAUGGCAGAGAAGCAGAACAGCACUCACAACGUGCUCAAUGCACAUGAUACAAGUGCCAAAUAAAAGAAAUGACAACCUCCACUCGACAAACAUACUUUUUUGUACCCUUUUGAAAUACGUAAAAAUUUGCAAAAUAAACCUCAUCAGUACAGUAGGAACAGCCAACUUUUCUCUGGCUAAAUGUAAAUGAAAAGAUUUGAAUUUAAAUACAGCAUUUAAGUGAUGUCAGUACCACAGCAUAUUGUAAAUUUGUCUAAUUAUCGAUAUCCUGUCACUUCCAGCGUUUCAUAGAACUGAAUUAUCAUCCUUAAUGAGUGAAAUAAUUAUGGGAGUGGUGAGAAUUAUGACUUGAAUUUUUGAUUGUGUUGCACAUAGGUGGUAUAGUUUGCUAUGUACAUUUUUUCCUUGUUUUAUAUGUGCUUUUCACAUCGCUGCAUACCUUGGUGAAGAUGAUAGAGAAGGCUUCUAGCGGUGCUGUAUUUUCUCAAAUAAAACCAAGGUCCGUUACCAGUAGCAUGAGACACGCAGUGUGUGUCCCUCACAGCACUGGAAGGAGCUCUCAGAUGGUGCUGGUCUUGAAUUCCUGGCUGAAUUCACAUUUAGAUUUUUGUGUAAGGUCACUCAGUGUGAGACUUACAGGGAGAGAAGGUCAGCUUGAACAGGGCAGGAUGGCCCCAUGCUUGGUCACAUGCAGUGAGUACCUCUACGCUCUUCUCACUGCCUCUUGGUCCUGGGCAUACUUAACAUUUCCUCCUGCUGCAGCUGAGGAUAGAGCUUUGCUUAGGGAGCCCAUCAAUGAUGCUCCUGCUCAGCUCACGGAGGGCUGCGGAAUAGCGCAGUUCUCCUGGAGACUGCCCGUCCAUUGUGGCCACUUCUACAUUACUUUUAGCACCUUGGGGAUGGAAGAGCAAUACCAAAAGGGGUAUAUUCCUCCUUUUAGUAAGGAGGAAAGGCUGUCAGUAACUAGUUCCUUGUUUUAUUCAAAGAAAAUGCAGUCCACUUCUUGAAAGUGGAAAGUUGACUAUGGAAGUCUUGUCUGUCGCCUGAUCAAGUAUUUUUCACAUCUUUUAUCAGAGUACCAUUCCAAUCUCCUAAAUUGCAGUUGUGUGGAAAACUUUUGUAAUGAAAGAUCUUUGGGGAAUUGAGCAGCAUUCAAUAAAGUCUUUAUGUUUGUA